Messenger RNA from Aspergillus pseudoviridinutans, 231 nucleotides. RefSeq names its product coiled-coil-helix-coiled-coil-helix domain-containing protein. NCBI's taxonomy places the organism in Eukaryota, Fungi, Ascomycota, Eurotiomycetes, Eurotiales, Aspergillaceae. The transcript is spliced from 4 exons. The record is from RefSeq and is a predicted model, not a curated record. Gene Ontology annotation, biological process: mitochondrial respiratory chain complex IV assembly. Gene Ontology annotation, cellular component: mitochondrial intermembrane space. The coding region runs from base 1 to 231 and encodes 76 amino acids.
AUGUCGAAGAAGGAGGAUAAGCCCGCGGUGGUCCCGGAAGUGGACGACGAUGAACCUGAUGAAUGGGACAAGCGGAUCUUCAGCACCGGUUGCGCAGUGGAGCAGGAUAAAAUGAACGACUGCUAUUUUACAAAGAAGGACUGGAGACUGUGCAAGGACGAGAUGGAAGCAUUUCGCGAGUGCUGGAAGCGCAAGGGCAAUGACCAGCGGACUCAAACAAAGGACGCUUAG